This is a messenger RNA of Arachis stenosperma, 757 nucleotides long. RefSeq names its product cell wall / vacuolar inhibitor of fructosidase 1-like. Gene Ontology annotation, molecular function: enzyme inhibitor activity. Lineage: Eukaryota; Viridiplantae; Streptophyta; Magnoliopsida; Fabales; Fabaceae. Bases 94 to 645 code for a protein of 183 amino acids. Gene Ontology annotation, biological process: negative regulation of catalytic activity. The record is from RefSeq and is a predicted model, not a curated record. The transcript has a single exon.
AUACCUGCCAAGAAAGAAGGUUAGAGAGAUCAGAACUCAUAACACAAAAUUCCUCUCAAAAAUCCCAACCCAUCAUUUGAAGAAGAAAAGAAAAUGAAGAAUAAGGCCUCAACAUCUUUAACACUUGUUCUUCUCUGCUUGACUCUUGUAUCCACAAGACUAGUGAGUAGCCAAUCAUCUUCAGAUGAUGGUGGUGAUGAUUUGAUAGACCAAAUAUGCAAGAAGACACCAUUCUAUGAACUCUGCAGCAGCAUCCUCCAUUCAAAUCCUCUCACCCCAAAGAGUGAUCCAAAGGGUAUGGCUGUGAUAAUGGUGAACAACAUUGAAGAAAAUGCCACUGACACUCUCAACUACAUUCAAGACCUCAUUAAGAAAACAUCUGAUCAACAAUUGGAGCAACAAUUGGCCUUUUGUGCUGAGUCUUAUAUCCCUGUUGUUAAGUAUAUUCUUCCUCAAGCUGUUGAUGCUUUGAAACAAGGCAAAUUUGGCUUUGCAAGUUACUGUAUUUCUGAUGCUGAGAAAGAACUUGAUGCUUGCAACAAGAAAUUCUCUGGGAAUCAGUCUCCUUUGGGUGAUAGGAAUGGGAUUAUGCAGAAGCUUGUUGAUGUUGCUGCUGCAAUUGUUAAGCUUUUGUUAAAUGGCUGAUUCUUCUUUUUCCUUUUUUAAUUUCUUACACAUUAUUCUUGGUUGUAGCAGGUUGCGUCUAGAAUCUAGAUACUGUUUCUGAGACAAUAUAUAUAUAGAAACUCGUUUGGCA